Molecule: messenger RNA, 1528 nt
Organism: Lolium perenne
Lineage: Eukaryota; Viridiplantae; Streptophyta; Magnoliopsida; Poales; Poaceae
Source: RefSeq, a predicted model, not a curated record
AGCCCAGGGUAUCGCCAUUUCCACGACCGCAUAGCAGCUUAGUCAGCCAAACACCAAGCCAUCUUUCGGAUCCCCCAAUUCCCAAUCCCACCCGUGGUGGCUGAGGAGAGACAACCAUGGCCGCCACCUCUAAGCUCCUUCCCCACGAACGUCCGCUCCUCCCUCCCACCACCAUCUGCUCCUCCCUCCCAGUCUCCUAGGCGUCCAGCGUCCUAGCCACGGACAUGAACUGCUCCUCCUCUCAGCCAGCAUCAAUGCGGAUCCCCGCCGCCGAGGGUUUACUUCUGAAGCGUUCCACACCAUCGUCGCUACCACGCUCGCCGCCGGUCCCCAACGGAUCCGGCUCGUGUAGGCACGGCACGCCGGCGGACCGCCGCGCGUCGUGCCAUGUGUCGCCUCAUCGUGCUUCAAUGGCUCGGCUCGGUGUGGCCCGUCACUCUAGGGCCCGUGCCAGCCCGGCACGGCCUAGUUCCUACCGCCAGACGCGUGGCCGGAGGACCCGGCCCAGCCCAAGUUACAGGAAACACCAAGUAAGCAAGAAGAGGCGAGAGAAAGCAAGAACAGAGGAGCAAUGGUGAUCCUUGUCCCUUUAGAUGAUUCUGGGUGCUUACCUGAGUCAGAGAUCAUCAGACGGGAUGAACCGAGCAAGAAGGUUGUCGAGGCACGCGACCAUGACUCGCGAGGUGCGCCAGCCAACCAAGAAACCAAGAAUCGAAGAGCCAUGGAAACCCUUGUCCAUGUAGAAGACUCUGGCUCCUCCUCUGAGCCAGACAUUGUGAGGCGAGAUGACCGGAGCAAGGAGCCCCACGAGGCACUGGAUCAAGAAUCACGAGCUGGUCACGGUGAUUGCAACAGCACAAGGAAGAGGAAGGCCAUUAGCACUUCCAUCCCCGUCCCUCUACAGCAAUCUGGCGGCUUUCCCGAGCCUGAGGUUGGACGCGAUUGCCGGAACAAGGAGUCCCACCAGGCACUGGAUCAAGAAUCGCGAGCCGUUCAUGGUGAUUGCAAGAGGAAAGCCAUUAGCGCUUCAGAUUAUGCCAAGAAAGCUAGAAAGCAUUCCGCCAUUAGCACGCUGAAGAAGAUACAGCUACGAGAAAUUGGAUUCUCAGCAUCUUUCAGCAGAGAGAAGUUCAAGGGAAUGAAGAAAGAGAUCUCAGUGGACUUGUACAUGCGCAAAAACAGAGAAGCUCUUGAAGAAUUUGAACCGUUCAUGAGAAAUAGGUCUGCGAUUGUCAAAAUGAUUCCAAUACAGGAUAUUCUUGUUCUUCUAUCCUCAACAGGUGUAUGUUGCACUGUCAGCCGAGUGACAAAUCGCAUCAUUGCAUUUGUUACUAAAACUGGGGAAUUGACCGAGGACAUAUUUUACAACAAAAAGAACAAUUCUCUCAUCGUUUCCUCAUCAACUAGAAGUGAUAGUUACACAGCUAAAGAAUACAUGUCCAUCCCCAUUGGAUCGCUUAGAACACGUGAUCACAAUGGAUCUCGUGUUUUUUCUUCACAGCAGAUUAAGUGGCUCCUUGGCUUUUGA